ACUGAGAACCUGGUGAGCUGGCUGUCCUGUCCUAUCCGCUUCUCUCUCGCACAUGUCCGUGGAAAUGAGAGCAUGCUCGGAGGUGGUUACGUUGGAUGUGUGUACUGUAUAGUACCUGCGGCAGCGGUGGCCUGUGGAGCAUGGCAGGGAAGUGCGUUCCUCGGGUUGCGUGCGACAGGGCCCAGAUUCCCCGAAGGACGCAGGCAGGCACUCAAGGGCUGAGAAGUCGCGUGCUAAUGGUGGUUAGCUGCUGUUGCUGCUGCUACUGUUGCUGCUCGGAGAUAGUACAAAUGCUGGUCCUCCUUUCCCUGACACACGCGAGGCCCUGCGCUGCUUUUUUUUUUUUUUCCUCUCUACGUCCAGCGAUCCUUGAUCUUUUUGACCCUCCUGUUCAACCUGCGAGAAAUACUGUGCUUAGUGGCUGGCCACUGACUCUCUGAUACCCUCGCUCGCUUUGUUGGAUUCUCAGUGCACGUGAAUUGGGCCUUCCAGCACCAAAGGUAUCGAAAAGUACCAGCUACACAUCUUGCCACCAUGCCGAACCGGCCUAAGUUGGAUCAGUUUGAUAUUCGACAUGUGGAUCGUCGGGAGCUAUACACGGACUUCAAGAAGCGCAUCGCAUAUUUGAAGGCGUUCCUAAAUCUAGUGGAAGGUGCGGAUUUCUUUCCCAAUUGAUCUUA
Aspergillus japonicus CBS 114.51 is the source of this 680-nucleotide messenger RNA. RefSeq lists its product as uncharacterized. NCBI's taxonomy places the organism in Eukaryota, Fungi, Ascomycota, Eurotiomycetes, Eurotiales, Aspergillaceae. The transcript has a single exon. The coding region runs from base 96 to 440 and encodes 114 amino acids. The record is from RefSeq and is a predicted model, not a curated record.